AUGGCGUCGAACACAAAAUACUCUCGCGCUUCCCAGCGAGACUCGCUUGAUGAUCCUGCUCAUUAUUCGCAAGCCCCUCCAUCUUACGCCGAACCUUCUUCAUCGGCAGAUAAUGAAGCUCUUCUAGGAGGGGGUCCAAGAAGCAGCGAGGAUAAUAUUCCGGAUGACUUUAAGUUUGGAGGCUCUGUCGCUGAAGCAACUAUUGAAAUUCGGAUGCAGUUUGUCCGAAAGGUUUAUGCGAUUCUCUCUGUGCAGCUCAUCGCCACAGCAGCUCUAAGCUCUGUUUCUUUCUUCAGCCAAUCCUACAAAACGUGGAUUCAGUCAAACACUUGGUUGUUAUGGACUUCAAUGUUCGGCGCAAUUGGUUUUAUGCUUUUGACAUACUGGAAGCGGAAAUCUUAUCCAACCAACCUACUGUUCCUCGGAGGAUUCACAGCGCUCGAAGCAUACACAAUAUCGGUCAUCGUAUCAACAUUCGAUUCCCGCAUUGUUCUUCAAGCUGUAUUGCUCACCGCUGGAAUAUUUGUCGCGCUCACGCUAUUUGCCUGCCAAACCAAAUAUGACUUUACGUCAUGGAUGCCUUAUCUCUUUGGUGGACUGUGGGCAUUGAUUCUCUUCGGAUUCAUGGCUAUGUUCUUCCCAGGCAACAGUACUGUCGAGUUGAUUUAUUCCGGUAUCACCGCCGUUAUAUUUUCCGGCUACAUUCUUGUUGAUACCCAACUGAUUAUGAGACAUUACCAUGUGGAGGAAGAGAUCGCGGCGGCUAUUAGUCUUUAUCUUGACAUCAUCAACCUGUUUUUGGCCAUUCUCCGAAUUCUCAACAGCCAGCAAAAUAACUAG
This is a messenger RNA of Sclerotinia sclerotiorum 1980 UF-70, 840 nucleotides long. RefSeq lists its product as hypothetical. NCBI's taxonomy places the organism in Eukaryota, Fungi, Ascomycota, Leotiomycetes, Helotiales, Sclerotiniaceae. Gene Ontology annotation, cellular component: membrane. The coding region runs from base 1 to 840 and encodes 279 amino acids. The transcript is spliced from 5 exons. The record is from RefSeq and is a predicted model, not a curated record.